AGGUUACUAGGCACGCCAUGUUUAUGAGUGUAUCGAAGUGCUAGGUAAAGAAUUUAGAUUAAUAAAAUGGCCGAAGUUGAAACGAAUCAACAAAAUGAGGAAACAUCGCAAAAUACAUAUAUAAUACGACCAAGCUAUCAGUCAAAAUUUCGAUCUGCUGCGGUUAAAGAGACGAUUCACCAAGUGUUGAAAGAACACCUAAAAGAGAAAAUUUACAGUGCAGAAGAUAGUAUGAUGUGGACAAGAGAUAUAUCAGAAGAUAUAAAAGCUAAAGUUAAAGAUCUAGGCUAUGAAAGAUAUAAAUUACUUGUUCAGGUUGUAAUAGGCGAAUUAAGAGGAGAAGGUGUAAAAAUGGCAUGUCGUUGCUUUUGGGAUUCGGAUACUGAUAAUUAUGCGCAAGAUGUCUUCAUGAACGUAAAAUAA
This is a messenger RNA of Dimorphilus gyrociliatus, 423 nucleotides long. Lineage: Eukaryota; Metazoa; Annelida; Polychaeta; Dinophilidae. The record is from the annotation of a GenBank genome assembly.